AUGGGUUCUCCCUCAAUGGAAGGCCCGGAAAAGCCACCGAUGUCCACCACCGAAGAUCUCAAAAAUGACGUGGAGAAGAAUCGAAGCGAUGCGUCACCCGACGCCCCGUACAGCAUCCUCUCCGAACGAAAGAAAGUCUGUCUGAUGAUCACCGCUUCGUUCGCGGGCCUGAUUUCUCCCCUGUCGAGCACAGUCUACUUCCCAGCCCUAACAUCUCUGGCCGACGCCAUGCACGUCUCCGCCACGCGCAUCAACCUCACCGUCAUGAUGUACCUCAUCUUCCAAGGAAUCGCCCCCUCCUUCAUCGGCUCCUUCUCCGACACCCACGGCCGCCGCCCCGCCUACCUCAUCAGCUUCGUGAUCUACCUCGGGGCGAACAUCGGCCUAGCCCUGCAAACCAACUACGCCGCCCUGAUGGUCCUGCGCUGCCUGCAGGCGUGCGGCAGCAGCGGCACCAUCGCGCUCGGCAGCGCCGUCGUGGCCGACGUUUCCACGCGAGCCGAGCGGGGCAAAUACAUCGGCUACGCCAGCAUGGGGCUGACCCUGGGGCCAGCCCUGGGCCCCGUAAUCGGGGGACUGAUCGACCAUUUCUGCGGCUGGCGCUGGAUCUUCUGGUUUCUGACCAUCCUCUCCGGCGUGUUCCUGGCAGCCAUCGCCCUUUUCCUGCCCGAAACCUGCCGCGCAGUCGUCGGCAACGGCUCGAUCCCGGCGGCGCGAUGGAACCGACCCAUCUUCAGCGCCCUGGCACCCAAACCCACACCCACCACAACGACAGCCACAACCGCCCCACAAAGACCCAAACGCCUCAACCCCCUCCGCUCCGCCCGCCUCGUCCUCGACAAAGAAAACGCCCUCAUCCUCAUCUACGGCGCCCUGCUAUACGCCGGCAUGGCCGCCGUGCUGACCACGCUCACCACCACCCUCGCAACGCACUACCACUUCAACACCAUCCAAAUCGGUCUCUGCUACCUACCGAUGGGGCUGGGCAGCCUCACCUCGCGGUACACGGUGGGGUUCUUGCUCGACCGGACUUUCCGACGGCACGCCCAUGCGCAGGGCCUCAGCAUCAUCAAGAACCAACAGCAGGAGAUCGGCGCCUUCGACAUCGAGCGCGCGCGGCUGGUCGUCACGAUCCCGCUGGCCUACGCCGCGGCGCUCGUGUUCGUCGCCUACGGCUGGGUGAUGCAGUCCCGCGUCUCGUUGGCGGGGCCCGUGGUCACCCUGUUCGUCGGCAGCCAUCUGCUGACGGGGGCGUUUACGACCCUGAGUACCCUCAUGGUCGAUCUGAAUCGGGGCAGUCCCGCCACGGCGGUGGCGGCUAAUAAUCUGGUCCGGUGCUUGCUGGGCGCCGGCGCGACGGCGGCGGCCGCGCCGGUGAUUGAGGCGAUUGGGGUCGGGUGGAUGGCGGUUGUCAUGGCCGCGGUGUGGGUGGUGGCGAGUCCGUGUCUGUGGGCGGUAUAUUACUGGGGGUUUGAGUGGAGGAAGAGGAUAAAGGGGAUGGAGGGAGAGAGAGAGUAA
Aspergillus brunneoviolaceus CBS 621.78 is the source of this 1518-nucleotide messenger RNA. RefSeq names its product MFS general substrate transporter. Gene Ontology annotation, biological process: transmembrane transport. Gene Ontology annotation, molecular function: transmembrane transporter activity. Lineage: Eukaryota; Fungi; Ascomycota; Eurotiomycetes; Eurotiales; Aspergillaceae. The transcript is spliced from 2 exons. The record is from RefSeq and is a predicted model, not a curated record. The coding region runs from base 1 to 1518 and encodes 505 amino acids.